Daldinia childiae is the source of this 2538-nucleotide messenger RNA. RefSeq names its product Kinesin-like motor protein 9. Gene Ontology annotation, biological process: microtubule-based movement. Bases 1 to 2538 code for a protein of 845 amino acids. Lineage: Eukaryota; Fungi; Ascomycota; Sordariomycetes; Xylariales; Hypoxylaceae. Gene Ontology annotation, cellular component: nucleus; kinesin complex; microtubule. The transcript is spliced from 3 exons. Gene Ontology annotation, molecular function: ATP hydrolysis activity; ATP binding; microtubule motor activity. The record is from RefSeq and is a predicted model, not a curated record.
AUGGAGCCACCUCAAAAAGGGCACGCGAACCUCUUCCAGGUGUACUUGAGACUACGGCCUCCUCAAGCUGGAAAUUCGAGUGCUGAACGGUUCCUCUUAGUCGAAGAACCUGUAGAACGCGAUAACCCUACCCAUAUCACCUUAAACCCACCGAGCGACCGAAGACGCGCUAUAGAGAAAUUCGCGUUUACCCAAGUUUUUGAAGAAGAUGCCACACAACUCGACCUAUUCCAGGGCACCAGAGUGCUUCCUUUGGUCGAAGGUGUAUUAGCCCCUCAUGGAGGUGACGGUACAGAUGGUCUGCUAGCGACCUUAGGGGUCACUGGUUCAGGCAAGACGCACACGAUGCUUGGAUCGCGGAGCCAGCGAGGUUUAACCCAGCUUGCCCUCGACGUCGUAUUCCGAUCUAUCGAAUCGAACAUCGUUGACUGCGAGACUUCUCCUAUGUUGGAGACAAGUAUACGAUCCUCUGACGCGUCUGAGGCAGCUAUUUGCCCUGCAUCAGUAUUUAUCGACACGAUGUACACUGAUUUCAGCAGUUCACGGGGUGGAUCAAGAGCUACGACUCCAAUGAUUGUAGGACCUCCUAACAUUCCUAUCCAACCACCUACACGCAUUGCUACACCCUUACCACCUGGUUGUUUUCCAAGCAGCCCUCAAAGUAUACGACUAGUUAGUCACGAUGACGAUCUGUCGAGAAUAAUACUUCUCUCAACACCGCCCGGUGAAAAGGAGAUAGCAGUUCCAACCCUAACGCAAGCUGCGUCUAAUAAGCUUAAGCCAAAGUUGGCUCGCUCCCCGUCACCCCAAAAGCAUUACAUGUCUCUCACAUCUGCCGCAAGAAAUAAGAAGAAUGUUACUAAAUGUCUAAUGAAGGGCGACCACGCACCACUGACGCCGAGAAAGAACCUACAACGACCGUCUGCUUUCCCUCAAGCACCAGAUAUUAGCACCAUUAGAGCAUCCUGUGACCCGUCCGCCGAAUAUGCUGUCGUCGUCUCGAUGUACGAAGUAUAUAACGACCGGAUCUUCGAUCUUUUAACUCCCCCGAUCAGGUCAAACAGCAACAAAGAGCCUCGACGACGGCCGCUGCUUUUCAAGUUUACAGAGCUAUCUUCUGAUCGAAAGGUUGUAGCGGGACUUCGAAAGGUCAUCUGCGGCAAUCUUAAAGAGGCGCUAAUGGUUCUCGAAGCCGGGCUUCACGAGCGUCGAGUCGCUGGCACAGGUAGCAAUAGCGUGUCGUCGAGGAGCCAUGGGUUCUUCUGUAUCGAAAUUAAGAAAAGACGUCGUGGCCGCAACAGUGCACGCUGGGGUAAUAGCACACUAAGUAUCGUUGACCUAGCUGGUAGUGAACGAGCAAGAGAUGCGAAAACACAAGGCGCGACUUUGGCAGAGGCAGGCAAGAUCAACGAAAGCCUGAUGUAUCUUGGUCAGUGUCUACAAAUGCAGAGCGACGCUAGCAGUACGACGAAGCCUAAUCUAGUCCCCUUCCGUCAAUGCAAACUUACAGAGUUGCUCUUUGCCAACUCGUUUCCUUCAGGCUCGCCCUCAAGCUCCACAAAUGGGAGGCGUGCACCACAGAAGGGUGUAAUGAUUGUUACAGCCGAUCCUCAAGGAGACUUUAACGCGACGUCACAAAUUCUCAGGUAUAGCGCUCUAGCGCGUGAGGUUACCGUGCCACGUGUUCCUUCUAUCACAUCUACGAUACUUGCCAAUGCAAACAGCUCAGCGCAUUCUCAGCGGUCGGAAUCAAGUGUCGGGUCUCGUAGUGAUACGAGCUCGCCUGUUCUAGCUCACCAUAGAACGUAUUUCCAUCCUUCUAGCAACCAUAGCCGAAUGUUCUCACCUGUACCAGACACAGAGAGAGGAACAAUGGAGAACGCAGCAUUGGAGAUUGCUAGAAUGGCCGAUAUGAUAGAUCAGUUGAAUAACGAACUAGUACAGGAAACGGAGGCACGCAUAGCAGCCGAGGCUCACUUGUUAUCCAUGGAAGAUCGGCUCGCGGACUUUGAACAGGAGAUUCGAGAGGAGUGCUACACAGACUUUGAGCAAAGGCUAGCUCUAGAGAUGGGGCGAUGGAAGGCCACAUUGUCGCUAGAGCAAGAGCGCGGCGAGGAGCACUGGGACCGCAAGGUAGAGGUACUAGCUCGCGGUGUAGGCGUCACAGUCACUAUGCCAAGCUCUGAAGAAGAUAAUGUUGAAGACGAAGAUAAGGAGAACAUCUUGAUCGAAAAUCUGGAGCAAGAAAACGAACGAUUGCGAAGAGAGGUUGCGAUCUUGAAGCGCGAAUUAUCCGGCCGCACGCCAAGCAAACGCUCUCCGCUUCGGGAGAGGGGUGAUGUACCCAGCACCAGGGCCUCAUCUUCUGGGGCAGAUGCGCUGGGCGACCUCGGUAACCGCAUGGAGCAGCUAAGGGUAAACAGCGGCGAGGGCAAGAAGGCCCUUAAAGUGUCGAGCAGCGGAAGCCCUACGAAGAAGGUACGAAAGCUACAGACGAGAAGGUGGGAGGGUACGGCGGUUGAUGACGACUUAAUGUGA